Xiphias gladius (swordfish) is the source of this 894-nucleotide messenger RNA. RefSeq names its product HIG1 hypoxia inducible domain family, member 2A (gene higd2a). The transcript has 2 exons. NCBI's taxonomy places the organism in Eukaryota, Metazoa, Chordata, Actinopteri, Istiophoriformes, Xiphiidae. Gene Ontology annotation, biological process: mitochondrial respirasome assembly. Gene Ontology annotation, cellular component: mitochondrion. Bases 94 to 435 code for a protein of 113 amino acids. The record is from RefSeq and is a predicted model, not a curated record.
UAAAAUAUCGGGAUUUUUAUUGUGAAGGGUAAGCGGAAGUGUAUUUGUUUUCAGUUCCUCCGGUGACUGGUUUUGCGGUUAGAGGUAGUGAACAUGGCGACAGCAACAACACCAGUGGUCCCAGAGCAAACACCUAAAACACCGCUGUCAGGACCUCCGCCUGGGCCCCCGAACAUGGAGGGCUUCAACCUUUUCCCAACGAUCAAAGACGAGACCUUCAAAGAGAAACUAAUUAGAAAAACCAAGCAGAACCCCUUCGUCCCAAUAGGUUGUUUGGCGACAGCAGGAGCUCUGAUAUAUGGUCUCCGUUCCUUCCAACAAGGGAAGACGAAGCAGUCCCAGAUGCUGAUGAGGGGACGUAUCGCUGCUCAAGGCUUCACUGUAGUUGCUCUUGUUGUUGGUGUCUUUGCUGCAGCCCUGAAGCCCAAAGAAUGAAGACAUGCCAAUCCCACACCUCUGCUAUCAUCCAUUCAAUUUACAACCAUACCCCUUGGAGCCAGACCAGACCCAACUUGAAAUUGGAUUUAUCUGACUGUCUGAAUGAACUGACUAAUGUAUUGUUUUCAACAUUGUUCAGAUACCUGGGGGUUAAGGCUAACACUAUUUAUUGUUUGAAAAGUAGGAACUACUCAUGGUGGUAAAAUAUUAUACUUCAGGCUAGCACUAUGGAACAACAAAGAUUAAUCGCAUCCUUACCAGACCAAGAAAGCAAGCUGGAUUCUUCUUUAUUUUUGCUAUAAUAUUACUGAGGCAGAAAGCUGAUAAAUAUAAAUUGUGUUUCUUGCUCCUUGCUAUUCUGGGUUAGAUUUCAAAUGUUCCAUGUAUUGCCACUUGAAAUGCUAUAUACAAGACCUAAGACCUCUGAAUUCUGAUAAAUUUUUACUGUGAACCUUG